This is a messenger RNA of Nematostella vectensis (starlet sea anemone), 897 nucleotides long. RefSeq names its product zinc finger protein 593. NCBI's taxonomy places the organism in Eukaryota, Metazoa, Cnidaria, Anthozoa, Actiniaria, Edwardsiidae. Gene Ontology annotation, molecular function: nucleic acid binding; zinc ion binding. The transcript has 3 exons. The record is from RefSeq and is a predicted model, not a curated record. Bases 148 to 558 code for a protein of 136 amino acids.
UAGUUUUCGUACAUUAAUGAGCCCGCGAUAUUGCACGUGUUUCGCAAGAUUGAAAAGACAACAACUUUAGUGCUCUUCAAAUCUCGUAAAAAAACGCUCCCUAAAUCGUAAUUUUCUCAAACAGACGUUAUCCUCUACUUUUUAAGGAUGGGUAGAUUACGGAAGAAGCGAAUGCACAGUAAUGAUAAGCAUUUAAAGAAGAAAUAUCGUACACGAAAGAGAACGAAAGAUUUGGAUCAAAUUCACGAGGAUUUGAAACCGGUAAAAGCUGCUAAGCUUCUUUCACAGGAAGUGGAUACGGAUCUUCCAGGGUGUGGACAGUUCUAUUGUCUUCAGUGCGCGAGAUACUUCAUAGAUGACAAAAGUUUGAAGGACCACAUCAAGUCAAGAGUUCACAAGAAAAAGCUGAGAAUGCUCAAGGAAGUUCCUUACACUAUAGAGGAGUCCGAAGCUGCUGCUGGUAUGGGAUCAUAUCCUUUUACCUCAACCAAACCUGAACUAGUGGACCAACACAAAGCUGAAAUGGAGAUCGAUAGUAAACCAGUUAACACAGAAUGAAAGGGUGUAUUGCCAGGAGGAAGAGACAUUGAAUUAAUGCCCUCUACGUCCCCUUUUCUUGUGGAUGAAGAAUGUUUAUUAGCCUCUCACUUCAAACAGCAUAAACUUUUGGACCAAUGAUGGCUGUAAGCCUAUGUACAACCUCAGAAUACAUAGCCGGUUAAUAUGGCCAAGGAAAGUUAAUUCGUUUGGCUUUUCCUUGAGGGCAAAAGUAAAGUAAUUAAAUUGGAAAGGGAACUUUUAUUCUCUUUUUACCUUUGUGCCUCCUCCAAAGUCUGGCCCUUGUGAGCUUAAAAUACUCCAUCUUCUAGUAAUAGAAAAAAAAGCUUUGAUAAUUGA